GGGCAUCGAUCUCUAUAUAAGAUCAUGUUUAUUCUAUUCUAUAAGAUCAGUACUAUCUCUCUAUCUGGCUGGUAUAAUUAAUAUAUAAUAAUAAUAAUAUAUACAGUGCGAUAUAGAUCGAUGGCGAUGAUGAUUAAGGUGAAGGAGACGAGUAUGGUGAAGCCGGCGGAGAAAACUCCACGGCGGCGGCUUUGGCUGUCCAUUUUGGACCUGAUGGACGCUCCUAAUAACCAUAAUCCAGUCGUCUACUUCUUCAGAUCCAAUGGAGCCACCAACUUUUUUGAUGCCCGUAUUCUCAAACAAGCUCUUAGUAAGGCCCUCGUUCCAUUUUAUCCCUUGGCCGGUCGGUUAGGGCUCGACGGCGAUGGUCGGACUGAGAUCGAUUGCAACGAAGAAGGUGUCCUUUUCGUCACGGCGGAGACCACCGCUGUCAUCGAUGACUUCGGAGAUUUCUCUCCCACGCCUCAGCUCCGGAGCCUCACUCCCUCUGUUGACUACUCUCUUGGGAUCUCUUCUUUUCCCUUACUCUUGGUGCAGGUUACUCACUUAAAAUGCGGGGGAGUCUCACUUGGAAUUGCUGCCGACCAUCGUGUACUAGAUGGACCUUCUGCUUUUCACUUUUUCGAAUCAUGGUCUAGAAUUGCCUGUGGUCUCGACAUAACCAUUCAACCAUUUUUAGAUCGAACACUACUUCGACCUCGAAACCCACCUCAACCUUCAUUUCCUCACACUGAAUACCAACCUCGCGAUCAGCAAGACACCACCACCACCAAGGUUGACACCAAAGUUGCCACUUUUAAAAUCACCAAGGAGCAACUAAACACACUCAAAACCAAGACCACAAAAAGCAUGGAAAACGGUAACAACAACAACAAUAAUAUCAUCAAAUUCAGCACGUACGAGAUUCUAGCAGCUCAUAUUUGGAAAUGCGUUUGCCAAGCACGAGAGCAACCCGACGAGCAACAGACCACCUUGUACUUCCCUGUCAAUGGUAGAUUCGCCAAUAGAUUGCAGCCUCAACUCCCACCUGGUUUCUUUGGCAAUGUGAUUUUUCCAGCUACACCAACGGCCAAGGUAGGUGAUCUCAGAACCAAGCCACUGUCCUAUGCACUAACUUGCAUCCAUGAAGAUUUGAAGAAAAUGGACAAUGAUUACUUGAGAUCGAGUAUUGACUAUUUGGAGCUUCAGCCUAAUAAUGUGUUGUCCUCCAUUAGGCGUGGGGACCACACUUACAGGAAUCCAAAUUUUGGGAUUACGAGUUGGGUUAGGCUGGUGAGCUACGAGGUUGAUUUUGGAUGGGGUCCGCCUAUUUUCAUAGGAUCUGGUGGCAUUAUAUUAGAGGGAAAAUCGUAUGUUUUGCCUAGUCCUACUGAUGAUGGGAGUUUAUUGGUUGGCAUAUCUUUAGAACCACACCACAUCAAAGCUUUUGAGAUUUUGUUUUAUCAGAUAUGAUGUCAACCCAAACUUCUUAAUAAGCUAGCUAGAGCUACUUUAUGAUCACCUUUGUCUUUAUUUAUAUAUAUAUGGUUUGCUAUAUGUACUAUACAUAUAGCUGAACUAUAUUUAGUUAGUGUGUUGUUAACAUGUUCGGUUAUAUGCCUUUCUUUCUUGUUAUUAUUAUUAUUAUGUAAUUUCUUAUGUAAUUCUUUUUAUCAAUAAAGUAGUAUAAGUCUUUUGGUUUGCUAUA
Messenger RNA from Humulus lupulus (European hop), 1687 nucleotides. Its product is annotated as shikimate O-hydroxycinnamoyltransferase-like. The record is from RefSeq and is a predicted model, not a curated record. Gene Ontology annotation, molecular function: acyltransferase activity, transferring groups other than amino-acyl groups. The transcript has 2 exons. Bases 121 to 1452 code for a protein of 443 amino acids. Lineage: Eukaryota; Viridiplantae; Streptophyta; Magnoliopsida; Rosales; Cannabaceae.